UCCUCGGGUAAACCGGAGGGAAAACUUGCCAGGGAAUGUGCUGCCGUUCUCAGCUUUGUCUCACGGAGCGUGUGACAGACGUGUCAGCCCUGAGCGUGUUGGGAAUUGCACACACGUCCACGCGCUGGUGCUUUCCCUUCGGGUCCGGAUGGCAGGAGAAGGGAAUGCAAAUGAUGCCGGAAGGGAUGCAAGCGGGGGAAAAACAUCAUCUUGGGAAGUACAACCUUGGUCCAGCAAGACAAUUAGGCACAUCCCUCAGCCUGUGCUGCUGAGCCCCACUCCGGUGAAAUGUGAUGUGUCACUGAGUUGAUGAACUCUCCCCCUUAGAUUCUCUACAAGAAUCUGGAAGCAUCCACGGAUCCAAGUUGGAUCUCUGUGGGAUCAGCCGCCUUCCCCACAGCUCAGAAUCACACCCUACAUCCCACAGACUUGUACCUAUUCCUAGAGGAUUUCCUGGCGCUUUGCCGGGCUGGUUGACAUGGCAAGUAGUUUUGCAGACAAGACCUACGAGUGGAGCUCUGAGGAGGAGGAAUCCGUGAGGAAGGCAGGACCAGUGCAGGUGCUCAUUGUCAAGGAUGACCAUUCCUUUGAGCUGGAUGAGGCCGCCCUGAACCGCAUCCUGCUCUCCGAGGCUGUCAGGGACAAAGAGGUCGUGGCUGUGUCCGUCGCCGGAGCCUUCAGGAAAGGGAAAUCAUUCCUGAUGGACUUCAUGCUGCGGUACAUGUACAACAAGGAUGCUGUGGACUGGGUUGGAGAUUACAAUGAGCCCCUGACUGGUUUCUCCUGGAGAGGAGGAUCUGAGCGGGAGACCACCGGAAUUCAGAUAUGGAGCGAGGUUUUCCUGGUGGACAAGCCUGAUGGGACAAAGGUCGCGGUGCUGCUGAUGGACACGCAGGGGACCUUUGACAGCCAGUCCACCCUGAGGGACUCGGCCACCGUGUUUGCCCUCAGCACAAUGAUCAGCUCCAUCCAGGUUUAUAACUUGUCCCAGAACGUGCAGGAGGAUGAUCUGCAGCACUUGCAGCUUUUCACCGAGUAUGGCCGGCUGGCCAUGGAGGAGACAUUCCAGAAGCCUUUCCAGUCCCUUAUAUUCCUGGUUCGUGACUGGAGCUUCCCUUAUGAAUUUUCCUACGGAUCUGAUGGUGGUGCAAGAUUUUUGGAGAAGCGGCUGAAGGUGUCAGGAAAUCAGCACGAGGAGCUGCAGAACGUCAGGAAGCACAUCCAUUCCUGCUUCACCAAAAUCUCCUGCUUCCUCUUACCUCAUCCGGGCCUCAAAGUCGCCACCAACCCGAAUUUCGAUGGGAAGCUGAAAGAAAUAGACGACGAGUUCAUCAAGAACUUGAAGAUUUUGAUUCCUUGGCUUCUUAGUCCUGAGAGCCUGGAUGUUAAGGAGAUCAAUGGAAACCAUAUCACCUGUCGAGGCCUUGUGGAGUAUUUUAAGGCAUACAUAAAGAUCUACCAAGGGGAAGAGUUGCCACACCCCAAGUCGAUGCUGCAGGCCACAGCAGAAGCCAACAAUUUAGCAGCAGUUGCCACUGCCAAAGACACCUACAGCAAGAGGAUGGAGGAGGUCUGCGGGGGGGACAAGCCCUUCCUGGCGCCCAGCGACCUGCAGAGCAAACACGCGGAGCUGCGGGAGGAGGCGGUGCGGCUGUUCCGGGGCGUGAAGAAGAUGGGAGGGGAGGAGUUCAGCCGGCGGUACCUGCAGCAGCUGGAGGGGGAGAUCGACGAGCUCUACAUCCAGUACAUCAAGCACAACGACAGCAAGAACAUCUUCCACGCCGCCCGCACCCCGGCCACGCUCUUCGUCGUCAUCUUCAUCACCUACGUCAUCGCCGGCGUCACCGGCUUCGUGGGCCUGGACAUCAUUGCCAGUCUGUGCAACAUGAUCAUGGGCUUGACACUUAUCACACUCUGUACCUGGGCUUAUAUCAGAUACUCUGGGGAGUACAGAGAACUGGGAGCAGUAAUAGACCAAGUGGCCGCAGCCUUGUGGGACCAGGGAAGCACGAAUGAGGCCUUGUACAAACUGUACAGCGCGGCCGCCACCCACAGACACCUGUACCACCACGCCUUCCCCGCCCCGCGCUCCGAGCCCGACGGCCCCGACAGGAAGAAGGUGUAAAAUCCCAGCACGUCCCCGCCGAUGCAUGAUGGAGGUGGUGCCGCCGCCGCCGUCUCCUCCUCGGAUCCAAGCCCCUCACCCUCGUUGUCCACCCCAGACGCCGCCAGGAGCGGGGAGCGCCGGUGCCGCUCGGGUGCCGCUCGGUGCCAGCACGGCGGUGUCCGUCCGUCUGUCCGUCCGGCGCGGCCGCAGCCGAGCGCUUUGGUCUGUCCCAGCCAGCGACUCCCAGCUCAUCUUCAAAGCCUUAUUUCCCCCCUUUCUUAAUUAGUUCCCACUGAGGGAAACAGUCAUUUACGUGAUACUGCAACUAAAAGAGGCCGAAGCUUAUCCAAAAGCCAAUUUAUUUCAGGUACUUGAAAGAGUUAUAACAUGUAACCACUUUUUUUUUUCUCCUUCAAUUAACUAGUUAAUGACAUAAACAUAAUUAAAGGUGUAUUAACUUGCUUUAUCAGACACUGUAAGGGCACUUCUGCUGUGGAAUGUUAACGAUGUGUGGGGAACGGGGCCGUUUCUGUUUGUCUGCACAAAGUGUCACUUUGUAGCUGUGUUGGAGGAAGUUUCACUGUAUUUCUGUACAUAUUUAUCCAUGAUAGUGCAUAGGACGUGUCGUACAGUUCUAUUCUUUUAUUGUCAGGACUAUUAAAGUUUGCUUUUGGUUCCUAAGAA
Molecule: messenger RNA, 2791 nt
Organism: Neopelma chrysocephalum (saffron-crested tyrant-manakin)
Lineage: Eukaryota; Metazoa; Chordata; Aves; Passeriformes; Pipridae
Gene: ATL1
Product: atlastin GTPase 1
Exons: 14
Coding region: 479-2125 (548 amino acids)
Biological process (GO): protein homooligomerization; endoplasmic reticulum organization
Molecular function (GO): GTP binding; GTPase activity
Source: RefSeq, a predicted model, not a curated record